GCGCAUCGCCGGCGCCGGUCACAAGCAGAAGAUGCGAGUUGUAGAGCUAGGCGAUUCCGGCGGGGUGACGCGGCGGAGGUCGUGGCGCAUCAAGCUGACGCCGCGGCUGAACCUUGUAGUGAAUCUCCUUCGAUUUCGCUAUAGUCAGAUCGAUCACGCUGCAGGCGAUGUCUCUGUCACCGUCGGAAUCGAAGCGGUGCACCUCCGAUCUAAGGAUGUUCCAGCACACGUCCGAUCUAUCAGUUUCAGAGCAAAGAUCUCUCAGUUGUUCGGAUUUCGAGAAAUCUCGUUAUUUUUGGCUAUGAGUGAAGGUUCAAUUCGUAGGAGAAAUCAUUAG
Molecule: messenger RNA, 337 nt
Organism: Salvia hispanica
Lineage: Eukaryota; Viridiplantae; Streptophyta; Magnoliopsida; Lamiales; Lamiaceae
Source: RefSeq, a predicted model, not a curated record